UCAGCUAUAUAUAGCAGAUGCCCUUUCUGUUGGUAUACACUGCAGCACAUCGCAUCGGCAGUGGUUAUAGUGUCGCCCCAUAUUACUCUAGCAAGGAUAAACUUCCAUAACGACGAUAUCCGCAUAAAACGACCAGCGGGUGGCACACCUUACAUAUUUCCACGCCUUCAAGCGAACUGUGAAUAAGGCACCAACCACUUCCACCGAUGUUUAAUUGGUAAAUAAUUCGCCACUCCUUCCAGCACCAGAGUUUAUGGGAAACUCCAAGAACAGCAACACCUUGCCAACUUUUACAUAUUCCCGUCGUCUCUAAGCAUUUAAUACCGCAGAAAUGAACGAACUAUUAUAUGGGAUUGGGAAAUUGGGGUUCAGUCUGCGUCUACAAUGCAAAGACACAAGGUGCGAUAAAUUUGAUCCUUUACAUACAGCGAAUGGCGCACCAGACAUAGGCGCAGUCCUGGUAGUUGUGAUAAGGAUCUUGAAUUGGCAGGACAGAAAAAAAAGUAAGGAGUGCAGGAUUGCAUCAACCCACAUAUGAACAAUGGACCAAGAGGCGGAGGCUAUUUUAGAACAUGAAACCGAUCUGAUGGGACUACGAGUUUGGCACUUGUUAUUUUUGUGCCUCGGUUCGGUGUUGGGAGUAGUAAUUAUGCUGUGCUGCUGUUUCCGGUUCCGGAUUCCCCGCACCAAGCAGGACAUCGAAGCGGACUAUCAUCGCAAAAAGCUGACGAAGAAAUUUCGCGAGCGAUUGGACUGUAUGAAUAAUGCCGAAAUCGAUGAGAUGGACUUGAUGAAAGCGCUGGAGCGAGUACGCGAAGAAUGCCUCUUGGAGAAGCAGAAGCAUGUGAUAAAAGAAAUUGACGAAAACGAGGAUAAUCAGUUCAUGAAUGAUGUUUUCGGAAGUGUUUAAAUAUUUGUCUUAUCAAGUCGUCAUUUCCGAAAAACAAUAUUUGAUAAGAUUAUUCGUACAUAUAUGUUGUGAUUACUUAUUUACAAACAACAAAAAAAUCUAUUUUUCAUAUCGUUAUUGUAUUUUUUUUAAAAAGACACAUAACAGAG
Molecule: messenger RNA, 1059 nt
Organism: Armigeres subalbatus
Lineage: Eukaryota; Metazoa; Arthropoda; Insecta; Diptera; Culicidae
Exons: 3
Coding region: 542-910 (122 amino acids)
Source: RefSeq, a predicted model, not a curated record